UUAGGUGUUGAGUUCGUAAAGAUCGUCAUUUGUGGUGUCAAUUGAAAUCAUAUAUAGACGUUACAGACUCGUUAUUUCAUUCGCAGCUGAAAUGGCUCUAGAGGUACCGUCAUGGCUGAAUCAAUGCUUCGUGGAAAAUAUCCUGCGAAAAUCGGAAGGCGACAAUUCGAUUCAGAUAAUCGAUACGUUCUCGAACGCGGCCACGAGCAAGGGUGACAACUAUACCAGCGACAUCAUCAGGAUUACUGUCAAAUUUUCUCGUGAUCAAGGUGGCUGUAAAAUUAUAGAGAAGAAAUCAGCCAUCGUCAAACUCUUGCCACAUGAAAGUGUUCGACGGCAAUGUGUUAUACAAUCAGGAAUCUUUCGCACCGAGAUAUCGAUGAUGUCAGAUACCUUGGAUAAAAUGAAUAAAUUAUUAGGACCAAAGCACCGCGUAAGCGGAAAGUGUCUAUACAUGCAAAAUGAAAAUCCGAUGCUUCUGAUGAUAGAGGAUCUCACGCCUCUCGGCUUUCGCAUGGCCGAUCUACAAAAAGCCAUGUCGCUUCGAAAAAAAACUGAUUUUUUUCAAAAGGAACCAAAGCAUAAAGAGUUAAUCGGAAUAUUUAACAACCAGCAUCCGCCAGAAGCAAGAAAUUUUUUUGUUAUGAAUACUGUCAUUAUAAGAGCUUUAGCAGAGGAAAUUGCAAACUGGCCAAAAAUGAAAAAAUACUCGGAAAAAAUUGCUAAACUCACCGAUCAUAUAUAUCAAAUUGGAGUAGAUGCAACCAAGCUCUCUGAGGAUGAAUUUAAUGUUAUUAAUCACGGUGAUUUUCAUGUGAACAAUAUAUUAUUUAAAUAUGACAAUGAUGGCAAACCUAUUGAUCCCAUUUUUGUGGAUUUUCAGGAAUCCGUCUACACAUCACCGACAGUCGAUCUUCUAUAUUUUCUCAAUACAAGUCCUUCCCCGGAUGUUAUUGAGAACAAGAAAAAUAUUCUAUUAAAUGAAUAUCUUGUCUCCUUGUCGACAACUAUGAAGCAACUGAACUGCAAGACACAGCCGCUUACCAUGGGGGAACUGGAGGCUAAUCUAAAGCGAAGGGCUAGCUAUGGAAUGAUAGUAUCCUUCACAGUUUUACCGUUAAUGCUGAACAGUAAGACUGAGGCGAGAGAUUUAAAUGAAAUCGUAGGCACUGGUGGUUGGAUUAAUUCAGGCUUAAAGAGCGAGAAUUAUAAAAAAUUAAUGAUAAAAAGAAUUCCACUAUAUGAUGAGUGGGGUUUACUGGAUUUCUGAUACAAAAUUUAGUAAUUUUUAAUGAUGAAAUAAAAAUAAAAGAAAAUAGAAAUUUGGGAAAAAAAUAAAAAAAUAAUGGU
Wasmannia auropunctata (little fire ant) is the source of this 1350-nucleotide messenger RNA. RefSeq lists its product as uncharacterized. NCBI's taxonomy places the organism in Eukaryota, Metazoa, Arthropoda, Insecta, Hymenoptera, Formicidae. The transcript is spliced from 8 exons. The coding region runs from base 92 to 1270 and encodes 392 amino acids. The record is from RefSeq and is a predicted model, not a curated record.